This is a messenger RNA of Fragaria vesca subsp. vesca, 1544 nucleotides long. RefSeq names its product UDP-glycosyltransferase 85A1-like. Lineage: Eukaryota; Viridiplantae; Streptophyta; Magnoliopsida; Rosales; Rosaceae. Gene Ontology annotation, molecular function: UDP-glycosyltransferase activity. The coding region runs from base 13 to 1452 and encodes 479 amino acids. The transcript is spliced from 2 exons. The record is from RefSeq and is a predicted model, not a curated record.
AUCCAUACUAAGAUGGACAGUAUUAAGCCUCAUGCUGUGUUUAUUCCAGUUCCAGCUCAAAGCCAUAUAAAGGCAAUGCUUAAACUAGCGAAAAUCCUCCAUCAUAGAGGCUUUCACAUUACCUUUGUCAACACAGAGUUCAAUCACAAGCGAUUUCUUAAGUCUCUAGGACCCAACUCCCUUGACGGCUUGCCUGAUUUUCGGUUCGAAGCCAUUCCAGAUGGGCUUCCAGAAUCGGAUGAAGAUGCCACCCAAGAUGUCGCUUUGCUUUGUGACUGUAUCAACAAAAAUUUCCUAGCUACUUUUUGUGCCCUUAUUAUGAAACUGAACAAUAGUACUAAUCCUCCUGUGAGUUGUAUAGUUUCAGAUGGUUUUAUGUCGACAUUCACCAUCACAGCUGCUGAAGAAUUUGGAGUUCCAGUAGCAUUGUUCUACACCAUUGCUGCUUGCAGCUUGAUGGGGUUUACACAAUAUCCCAGUUUGAUCGACAAAGGACUUGCACCACUUAAAGAUGAGAGCUGCUUCACCAAUGGGUUUUUAGACACGGUAAUAGACUGGAUUCCAGGAAUGAAAGAUAUUCGUUUAAGGGAUCUACCAUCCUUCUUUCGAACAACAAAUCCCGACGACAUCAUUUUUAACUACUUCAUCGAAGCAACAGGCCCAAGAAUUCAGAAGGCUUCAGCUAUUGUUCUCCAUACAUUUGAUGCAUUGGAACAAAAUGUUUUGGAUGCUCUCUCAUCUAGGCUUCCACUUGUUUAUGCCAUUGGACCUAUCCAAUUACUUCUGAAUCAGAUACCGCAAAACCCUCUGACUUCUAUGGGUUACAGUCUAUGGAAAGAAGAACCUGAGUGCCUUGAAUGGCUGAAGAACAGGGCACCAAAUUCAGUGAUUUAUGUGAAUUUUGGUAGCGUAGCGGUCUUGACACCAAAACAGCUAGUAGAGUUUGGUUGGGGACUUGCAAACAGCAAGUUUCCUUUCUUCUGGGUGAUAAGACCUGAUCUGGUUGUUGGCGAGUCGGCAAUUUUGCCACCUGAAUUUGUAGCUGAGAUCAAAGAUAGAGGGCUGCUAGCACAUUGGUGCCCACAAGAGCAAGUACUCAACCAUCCAUCCGUUGGAGGGUUUCUAACACACAGUGGCUGGAACUCAACCAUUGAGAGUUUGACGGCCGGAGUGCCUAUGUUGUGUUGGCCAUUCUUUGGUGACCAGCAAACAGAUUGUCACUUCAGUUGCAAGGAAUGGGGUGUUGGCAUGGAGAUCAGUAACGAUGUCAAGAGAGACGAAGUAGAGAAGCUUGUGAAAGAGUUAAUGGAGGGAGAGAAGGGCAAGAAAAUGAAAAACAAGGCCUUGAAUUGGAAAGAACUUGCUCAAGAAGCCACUGCUCCCCAUGGCACUUCAUCCAGAAACUUGGACACUUUAGUGAAUCAAGUGCUACUAAGGAAAAGCCAGAUGUAAUUUGGCAUGAGAAUAAUGUUCUCUUAUCUUAAUUUGCUGUUAAUUGGCUUGUAAGAUUGAUGUUUGGUAGUCUCAAUAAAGUUGUAUUGUUC